AGCGGUAGACAGCAGUGAGACAGCCCACACAGCUCAUCAGAAAUGUCGCAGCGAAGACUAAACCCGUAGUAAAAACCUGCAGCAUCCUUUCCUCUAUUUAGGCGCUUCUGGUCAGCUUUGUGCCCCGGGUGUGAGCGUGGAUCUACGGCGAUGCACGCAAGAUGUUUCCUUGUCGAGAAGAAGCGGCAUAAAGAGGAGGAGAAGGCGGCAGUCUGCAGCAACGUGCACUACCACAGCAGGCUGUUGCAAUAAGCCGCCAUCAUGGAGGCUGGAUGUGUGGUUGCCGCGGUGAUUGAGAAUGCUGCCAUGGGAGCCCAGGAAGAACCAGGAAGUGGUGACGUCCUUGGGGGAGAUGUGCCACCGUGUUCAGACCAGGACAAAUCUGAAGACUCAUCUCAAGCUGCCAACAGUAAUCCUCUGGAGGAGAAGCAAGAACACGAGACACCCAGUGUCCUGGCCCCCACUGAUGAUAUCACAGAGCACCCAGAGCCCCUCCUGCGCGCCUGCGUCAGCACCGCCAGCAUGAAAGUCAAGAACAUGAAGAAGUUGACAUUCCCCAGAGGCCACUUUCCAAAGCUGGCCGAGUGUGCUCAUUUCCACUAUGAAACUGUGGAUUUUGGGAGUGUUCAGUUGGUCCUUAAAGAAGAUCAGAGUGAAACGCCUAAAGUAAAUUUGGAUUCUAAAGAGCUGGUCUACCUGUCUCAAAUCACCUGCCAGGGGAAAAAUUGGUUAGUGAAGAGGUCCUAUGAAGACUUCCGGGUGCUGGACAAACAUCUCCACCUGUGCAUCUAUGACCGUCGCUUCUCCCAACUCACCGAGCUGCCCAAGUUUGACCCUUCAAAAGACAUUGUGGAGGCCAUAACAAAAAUGCUGGCUACAUACUUAUCCCGCCUCUCAGUCAUCGCAGACAACAAGAUCAACUGUGGCCCGGUGCUAACAUGGAUGGAGAUCGACAACAAGGGAAAUCACCUGCUAGUUUCAGAGGAAGCUUCAAUCAAUGUUCCAGCCAUCGCCGCUGCCCAUGUGACCAAACGCUACACUGCUCAGGCAACUGAUGAACUAACUUUUGAGGUUGGGGAUAUAGUUUCUGUAAUUGACAUGCCUCCUAAAGAAGACACUGGCUGGUGGAGAGGCAAACAUGGAUUUCAGGUUGGUUUCUUUCCCUGUGACUGUGUGGAGCUGAUAAAUGACAAAAUUCCCCCCAACGUUCAGAGCUCAGUGCCAAAGCCAGUGUGCAAAAAGCAUGGCAAACUUGUGACAUUCCUGAGGACUUUCAUGAAGUCGAGGCCGCCACCCCAGAAGCUCCGGCAGCGAGGCAUCCUUCGGGAGCGAGUUUUCGGCUGCGAUUUGGGAGAGCACCUCCACAACUCAGGACAUGAUGUCCCACAGGUCGUCCAGAGCUGUGCAGAAUUUAUUGAGAAACAUGGUGUUGUUGAUGGAAUAUACAGGCUCUCUGGGAUUUCCUCCAACAUCCAGAAACUCAGGCAUGAAUUUGACUCGGAGCAGGUCCCAGAUUUGACCAGGGAUAACUUCAGACAAGACAUCCACUCUGUGGGCUCCCUGUGUAAGCUGUAUUUCAGAGAGCUGCCCAACCCCCUGCUCACCUAUCAACUCUACGACCGCUUCGCUGAGGCUGUGUCUGCAGCCACUGAUGAGGAGAGGCUGGUCAAGAUCUACAAUGUCAUCCAGCAGCUGCCUCCGCCACACUAUAGGACUCUAGAAUUCCUGAUGAGGCAUUUGUCUCGUCUGGCUACAUUUAGCUCAGUCACCAGUAUGCACACAAAGAACCUGGCUAUUGUCUGGGCUCCUAACCUUCUCAGGUCUAGACAAAUUGAGUCGGCCUGUUUCAGUGGCACGGCAGCUUUUAUGGAGGUGCGGAUCCAGUCUGUGGUGGUGGAGUUUAUCCUUAAUAACACUGAGGCUCUGUUCAGUCAGAAAAUAAACGCCAUCAUACGGGAAAACAAUGGUAACAACACCUUAGCCAGACCCAAAUCACUGCUGGUCUGUUCUCCAUCCACUAAGUUACUGUCAUUAGAAGAGGCCCAGGCUCGGACUCAGGCCCAGCUGGGGUCACCAGCCACCACCCCCUGUCUGUCCCACAGCGACUACAUUGAAGUGGGGGAGGGACCUGAAGCUCUGCUCGGCAAGUUUCAUACCGUCAUAGACCUGCCCAUUGACAACCUUAAACGAGCUCCUGUCAAAUCUAAGAAAUCUCCGGUUGGCAACUGGCUUUCAUUUUUCCACCUGGGCAAAUCUCAUUCUGUGACAAAACGCAAACUAAAGCGGCAUCCCAGUGAGCCUAACGAGAUGAAGAGCAUUGCACUGCCAGGUGGAAGAGGCGACACUGGUACAUUGCGUUCAACCAAAAGUGAAGAAUCUCUGACCUCUUUGCACAAUAUCCAAGGCGAUCCUCACAGUUAUCGGCCCCUACGACCCCGGUCCACCAGCGAGGCUAUUUCUGCUGCGGUCAGUAAAGAUGACCUGCACUCCUCCAGAAGUAAAGAAGAACUGCGGCCUCACUCUAUCCACACGCCUGCCUCUAUACUGUCUCCACAAGAGGACGAUCUCGACCUGAGUCCACCGGCUGUGGGCAUCUCCACUCUGGACUUUGACCCCAUGUCUUUUCAGUGCAGCAAGAGUGGAAAUAAAUGGAGGAAGAGUGCAGGGUGCUCCAGUGAAUCUGAACCUAUCUCCUCUCCCAACAAUAACAUAGACGAAUUCUCACCAGAUCUCAGCCCAGGUUUGGAUGCAGACGCCAAGAGGGUGUUGAAAUCUCCCAAACUCAGGAAGAAGUCAUUUAAGACGCAGGCAGAUGUUCAAAAUUCCUCGGCAGUGUUUGGAAGUUCGACAUCGCCCUCCCCCUGUACACCUUCACCUCUGGAUGAUAGAUGUGAUGUUAGUGAUGGAAAAGAGCGGAGACCUCCAUAUUCCCACUGCAGUCCUAUCAGCACCGUGAGCCAAGCUUCGGACCUCCCAGAUCCAGGAACAGAUAGACUUAUGAGUUCAGUCUCUGUUCUCCCUCCUCACCCUCCCCUGAUGAGCGCCGCACGCAAGCUGGCCUUAGCCCUGGCCGAGUCUGCGCAGAGGGCCAGCGGCUGCCCCCCAAGGAGAAACACCUACACCCCCCCUCACCCCUUGCUCCUCCCCAGACAGGACGCUCCUCUACCACACGGUACGGCCCAGGACAGACCAGCCAGGCCCUCCAUGUUGGAUCUCAAAGUGUACUUACAGGAGCAGCGAGGCAACAUCCAGGCAUCUUCAGCGGGACACAGCCCAGCUAAGAGCCACUGCUACCCUCCUCCUGUCCACUUCCUCCCUGCCCACCUCCGACCCGAGCUGGCCACAGACAGACAGGAGAGCUCAAGCAAUUUCACACCUAACGUUAGCCCACUGGGAUCAGGGAGUCUGGACGAAGGCAGAGACGAUUUGCGACCCGAAGAUAUGCCGAUAGAACCGACCUAUCAGAGCGUAGGAGUGUCCACGCCUACGCAGCCUGUCUGUCCCACUCAGAGCCCCUUGACCUCUCCUGUUUAUGUCAAUACCGACUCUAUAAAUGUCUUCAACUUCCGAGCAGUUCUUGCCGAAACCUCUAUGCCAACUUCUAUUGAGCAGGUCCUCCCACGCCCUCUGCAUCACCACUACAGCACAGAAGAGGACACGCCGGAUGACUACAGUUAUCUUAUUCAAACACGGCAACUACCCCGCUGCCCUCCGCCUGAAGCCUUGCCAAUUCAUUUACAAAAAAGCAUAUACCGGCAGUCUUCAGAGGGCAACUACAGUGCUUUAGCUUCCAGAUACCCUUUGUCACCUCAGAACAGACGUUACUAUAAAGAUGAGCAUAUUGUAAGUGGUUUUCAAAGGUCAAACAGCCAGCAGCAGAGGUCAGACGACAGAACAGCUGGGCAACCUGCAAUCAGGAGAGCUAGAUCUUUCCAUGCUCCACAGAUUAGCCACUAUGAGCUAGCCGAGGCCAAAAUCAUGCCUCCAGACACAAUAUUUUAUGUAGAAGGGCCCUCGAACCAGGACGCAAUCUAUUCUAGACUAAUAGAAACUGGUUGGCACCCUCCCAGUCAGUUAGAAAGCAACCAGCGACAGAAGCGAUAUCAAGGAGACAAUUCUCAAUACUAUGCUGAGCCCUGCCAACCAACUGGGAUUCGCCACAGCCAGUCCUACACGUUACAUUCCACUAGAGAAAGUGAACCAUCCGACUACUACGCUCAACCAAUGAAUAGGGAGCUUUUUAUAGAGCGCGAUACUGUUGUCUACGAGGCUAGAGAUUCAGAAGUGUAUGAAAGAGUUGUGUAUCAACCAUAUAGUAGAGAUAGGGGUAAGUCUCCAUUUGACAGUCCAAGUUCAAGAAAUCGAGAUAUUAUGCACACUCGCAGUAAGUCCGAUCCGGGAAAUGCUUACUUGCUUUGUGCAGAUAGAAUGGAAAAUGUACAAGCAGCUACCUCCCCAACAUCGCCCCUAUCCCAACAAAGUGAGCCAGAAGUUACUAAACAUAAAAUCAGUUACAGGCCAAGUGCAGAACCAGGCCAAACCAGGCGAAUUCAUAUAAAAGAGAGCUCAACACAACAGCUUCACAAAGUCCCCUCGCUCCCAGAAAGGGCUUGUCCUAACCUCAAAAACAUCGAGCACAAAAGCCAUAUGCAGGGUUACAACCAGGAUCCGCUCAUGAUGGCUAAAGCUACGAGCUAUUCUGGCAUUUUGAAACCGGGAAUACUCAGACGACCUGGCAGAUCGCAGAGCACGAGGGAAAGCCGACCCCACCAAUACCAGGUCAAAUCCCAGCUAGAUCCUGAACAUCCGGGAUCUUUUUCUCAAUCCGGUAGAAGGACUCAGAGCUAUAAAGUCAGACCUACGCAGCAUGACUUCACAGAGGGGUAUUACGCAGCUCCUAGAUCAAAACCUGUGCGAACGAACAAGGCUUUGGCCGGGUUUGUGCAGGCGCAAAGCUGCAUGUCUCCCAACAGACACAGACUUCUGUCCAAGGCACUGGGGCGAGAGGGUUAUUAUCUCAGAUCUGAAGGUGGAGUGUACGAUUGAUUAUUAUUGAACAUUUAAGUUUUACUCCAUGUCGCUGCCAAAGGACAUGAGCACUUUAUCCCCUGCCAGACCAAUAGACUGUUGUAUGGUUUUCAUUCAUUCAACACUCGGGAGAUCUGUUUGAAUAGGUUGUUUUCAUAAUGGUUUAUAGGCCAAAAUUAGCAAGUGAAGUAUCUACUGUUUUGUUCUCGUUCAUGGUUAAUAUCACUGCAAUUUCUCUGCCUCUCCACAUGAAACCAAAACUGCCACUGUUGAUGGGAAUAAAAUAAAUAUGAUGAAUGAACUUUUAACAUGCAAUGUCAUAUUAUUAGUCAUUUGCACUGGAGAGCUCAUAAAAAAACCAAAAAAAACAACAGGUAAUUUACCAUAAAAUAAAUAAGGUUUUGGGCCCAGUUGUUAACACAUUCAGGUUCAACAUUUGUGGAUUUUCUUUCAGAAAUUUUAUAUGAAAAAGGGUCUGCGAAAACAACCUAUUCGAGGUGCUGCUUCCAAUUCUAUUGCCAGCAUCCAUGAAAGUGUCAAACUGUGCAAUGCUAGAAGGGAACAAAUCCGACAUGCCAAUAUUGUCAUCAUAUAAAGAAAAUGUAUUUUAAACAACAUAAAAGUCCAGUCAUAACAGGUUUAUUUUACAUAUAUAUUUACGAAUGUGUAAAAAAGAACAGAUUUUAAUGCAUUAUAAAAAAAAAAAUAUUUGUAUUAUAAUAUAGCUAUCAUGUGGCCAAUGUACAUUGUGUUUAUAGUUUUUCAGUCUGCUUAUAGACUUCCACAUGCACUUUGUAUGGAGGACAGCUGUAUACUGUCUUAACAUGGUGAGGACUCUUAAUACUGAAUAUACAGGAUAUACAGUCAAUGCAGUAUAUUUUUAUUUGUACAAUACAACUGGCUUUAAACCAUUGCUAAAUCCUCUGUAAGCACUUUUGUGAAAGAAUGAUGGAAAGACCUCAUGAUUUCUACCUUUGGCACUGAAUAAUGCAAGGUUUUGUUCAAAGCCUCCUCAUGAAGAUAUGCUAAAAACAUAACGCUCAUUGUGAGAAGAGAAUGCAUUUUGUAACACUGUAUGACAUUGUGGUUUUGUCACAGAUUGAAAAAUAUAUAUUUUACUCUCUUAGAAAUCUUUUAAAAACAGUGUUUUAAUGGUAUAUCAUGUUUAAUUGUUUUAAAAUUGCAUUUCAAUGAUUAUCAGAUUGUACAACUAUUCAGUUAAGACAGCUAAGUUUG
Molecule: messenger RNA, 6264 nt
Organism: Periophthalmus magnuspinnatus
Lineage: Eukaryota; Metazoa; Chordata; Actinopteri; Gobiiformes; Gobiidae
Gene: arhgap32a
Product: Rho GTPase activating protein 32a
Exons: 22
Coding region: 262-5046 (1594 amino acids)
Biological process (GO): small GTPase-mediated signal transduction
Cellular component (GO): Golgi apparatus; fibrillar center; nucleoplasm
Molecular function (GO): phosphatidylinositol binding; protein binding; GTPase activator activity
Source: RefSeq, a predicted model, not a curated record